UCAAAGCACAAUGUCUACUUUGUUUCUGGCCUUGUUAGCUGUGUCUAGCUUGUCACACUGCUUGUCUGUGCCUGCUGCACCUCCUCAGCCUUCAGCUCCUCGUGAUGUAAUAAGCCUCACAUUCUUGGUCUGUGUGAAUGAUACUUGGGGCAACUGCAUCACAACUGUUAAAACACCUCCCAUUAAACCCAACACACCAUGGAACAAAUCAGAAAAUAUAAUGGUUGGUGAUUGUGACCAUGGACCACUACUUUAUACAGUACAGCAGAAUAAAGGUGGAGCAGACGUUGUUGUUACUUUCUACUCAUCUGUAAUUGAGGAUGCAUCACACCCUGAGUGUACCAUUUCAUGGGAUUUUAAUUAUCUAGUACCAAAGCCAGGAGAUCAAUCUAGCUCUUUGUUGCCUGGCUGCUUUGUGGCUGAUUCACGUGAAGGAUAUCACAUGACAUAUUAUUGGUUUUAUAUUAUUGAUUGGUUUACUGGCUGAAUGAAGCUAUGCAAUUGAUCUGUUUCUUAUAAAAAUUUGA
This is a messenger RNA of Amphimedon queenslandica, 527 nucleotides long. RefSeq lists its product as uncharacterized. The coding region runs from base 11 to 487 and encodes 158 amino acids. The record is from RefSeq and is a predicted model, not a curated record. Lineage: Eukaryota; Metazoa; Porifera; Demospongiae; Haplosclerida; Niphatidae. The transcript is spliced from 4 exons.